AUGCAAAACACUCUAGCAAUAUAUGCCAUCAAGAGGUUGUUUCUUUUCAAGAUUCUUAAAUCUGAACCAGACAGAAUAAUUUGUGUUUGUAUUGAUCCACUGUGUGCGUGGAGGUAUGAGAAACAGGCGUCUGCAAAAGUGAUAGCUGAGGUUCUUAAAGCAAAGUAUGCUAAUGGAUUGCCUGGACCACGCGCCGUUGAUAUACCAGCCAUAGUGCUGGAAGAGCUUAAGGUGUCAGUAACCUAUAUGAAGGCAUGGUAUGCAAGGGAAGCUGCUAUUAUCAAAACCCGGGGUAGUGAUGAGUGUGGGUACAAGCUGCUUGCAGUUUACAUGCAUUUGUUGAAAACUGGUAAUCCUGGGACUAUAUACAAGCUUGAAUUUACUGGUGGGGGCGUUAAUGCGAAGCAGUUUAAGUAUCUUUUCUUCUCGCUUGGAGCAUACAUAGCUGGAAUCAAACACAUGAGGAAGGUUUUUUUGGUUGACGGAACUAUUAUCAAGAACAAGUUCAAGGGGGUUCUCAUUGCUGCAAGUAUGCAAGAUGCCAAUUUUCAGGUCUACCCAGUUGCAUUUGCAGUAGUUGAUGCGGAAAACGAUUUGGCAUGGACUUGGUUUUUCAAGCAACUGAGUUUGAUAGUUCUAGAUGCUUCAGAUUUGGUGCUCGUUUCUGAUCGACAUAGAUCAAUUUAUGCUGGUGUUCGCAAAGUUUAUCCUCAGGCUUUCCAUGGGGCGUGUGCUGUCCACAUUGAGAGGAAUGUUAGAGCGAAGUUUCAUGGAGAAGGGCUAUCAAACCUUGUUGGUAAGGCUGCACGUGCAUUUAACGUUGGCGAUUUCGACGAGUCUUACAAUGAAAUUGCAUUACGGAACAAGAAAUGUGCUGCAUACUUGGAUGCAAUACCACGUGAGCAUUGGACGCAAGCGUUUUGUGAAGCUAAACGAUACAAUAUCAUGAGCAGUAAUAUUGCUGAAUCCCUCAAUGGGGUACUAGGGAAAAUUCUGGAACUACCAAUAGUUUCUAUGGUUGAGUCAAUAAGAACGAAACUAAUGGAGUGGUUUUGCUUAAGGCGUGAGAAGGCUAGAAGGCUUAUGGCGUUGGGGCAGACAAUAAGACCAAAUGUCAACAAGUUAAUGCUGAGACAUCAGCAGGCUUCAGCCGGUUUGGCUGUGAAAGGGGUUUCAGCCUGGAGUUUUCAAGUUAGUAAUGGCAAAAAAAUGUACUAUGUUGACUUUAUGAAGAGGACAUGUACAUGUCUUCAGUUCGAGAAGCUCCAGAUACCGUGUUGCCACGCACUAGCUGCGGGUAGAAUGAAGAAGAUUGACGUUCAGACAUUGGUUGGAGCAGUAUACAAUGUUAAACUCUUCGCCAAUGCAUAUGAAGAAUUCAUUUAUCCUGUACCUAAUCAAUGCGAUGAAGAAGGGCCAGCUGAUGUUGAGGAAACAGAAUUCAUUCCACCGACAAACAAGAAUGGCCCUGGCCGUCGUAGGAAGCGAAGGAUCCCGUCUACUGGAGAGUUUGUGGUACAAUAG
This is a messenger RNA of Camelina sativa (false flax), 1524 nucleotides long. RefSeq lists its product as uncharacterized. NCBI's taxonomy places the organism in Eukaryota, Viridiplantae, Streptophyta, Magnoliopsida, Brassicales, Brassicaceae. Gene Ontology annotation, molecular function: zinc ion binding. The record is from RefSeq and is a predicted model, not a curated record.